Mauremys mutica (yellowpond turtle) is the source of this 2571-nucleotide messenger RNA. It is a transcript of the gene DCDC2, whose product is annotated as doublecortin domain containing 2. Bases 514 to 2103 code for a protein of 529 amino acids. Gene Ontology annotation, biological process: neuron migration; cilium assembly; regulation of cilium assembly. The transcript has 13 exons. Lineage: Eukaryota; Metazoa; Chordata; Testudines; Geoemydidae. Gene Ontology annotation, cellular component: microtubule; kinocilium; microtubule organizing center. The record is from RefSeq and is a predicted model, not a curated record.
AGGGGAGGGAAGAAGAAGCAGGAUAAAGUUUCCUGAGCAACAGAGUAAAACCACUUGUGAAACAAGAGAGCUGCAAGUGCAAAGUGAGGCUGUGAAGAUCCAGCAGGACUAUGGGUUCCUUACUAUGCUCAGUCACUUUUUCUCCUCCUUUAGAUCUGUAUAUAUGUUUUUUUGGGUAUGGCUUAGUGUAAUCUGUGUUAGCCACACCAGGCUCCAGGGAGCAGCAAGAAUCGGUUGCCUAGCAGAGGUUGCUCUUGAAGGGCUGAACAGAAUUGUACUGGAAACCUUAGGGAGGCUCCCAUCCCUCCCUGGUUGCUUUCGAGAGGGAUUUGCCUAUUGGAGGUGGUCCUUGGUGCAGGUACUGUGUGCAUGUGUGUACACAGUUCAUGCAUCACAGGUAUUUGACAGUGUGUGAGAGAGAGGAAUAUUCUUGUUGAAUAAACAGGUGCAGACGGUGCCUGGAGGGCAGCACUGACUGUCUGGCUGCAGCAACAGCAGUGAGAGAAGGUGAACAUGAGUAGCCCCACCACGAAGCCGACCUGCCUGUCACAGCCGAUGGUGAAGAGUGUGCUGGUGUAUCGCAACGGGGACCCGUUCUUCCCGGGGCACCGGGUAGUCAUCCAUGAGAAGAAGGUGUCCAACUUCGAGGUCUUCCUGAAAGAGGUGACAGGUGGGGUGAAGGCUCCUUUUGGGGCUGUGCGUAGCAUCUACACCCCCCAUGGAGGGCAUCGCGUCCGUCAGCUGGAGCAGCUCCAGAGUGGAGAGCACUACGUGGCUGGUGGCAGGGAGGCCUUCAAGAAACUCAACUAUUUGGACAUAGGAGAGGCAAAGAAAAAGCCUGCAGAAGUCAAUAAUGAGCAACAACCUUCAGUUGUCUUAUCCACUGAUCAGUUUUUGACAUGGAUUUCUGGAACAAGUUCUGCAGUCUUUAAUGAGGUACAACUCCAGUUGCUGCAUUUAACAGUGGAAGAUGUGAAACCAGUUACCCACAGUAGAAUCAAUGUGUCAGCACGGUUUCGAAAACCACUUCAAGAGCCAUGCACUAUUUUUCUGAUUGCUAAUGGAGACCUUAUAAAUCCAGCAGUGCGCCUCUUCAUCCCUAGAAAAACACUAAAUCAAUGGGAUCAUGUUCUUGAAAUGGUAACAGAAAAAGUAACCCUCCGAAGUGGAGCUGUGCACAGGCUUUAUACUUUAGAUGGAAAACUUGUUCAGAGUGGGUCAGAUCUGGAGAAUGGGCAGUUCUAUGUUGCAGUGGGCAGAGACAAGUUUAAGAAGUUGCCUUAUGGUGAUCUACUGUUUAGCAAAUCUACAAUAAGAAGACCUCAGGGUUCCAAAGCCUCUUCACUGCCUCCUGUUGUGGGAUCCCGAAAAUCUAAAGGGAGUGGAAAUGAUCGCCAAUCUAAAUCGACUGUUGGCUCCCAUGACACAGGAGACAUGGUGUCAUCUCCUCAGCCUCCAAAGAGAAAGGAAAAGAGAGAACAGACUCAAGAGAAGAUUAGUUUUUCUAACAAACCCACAAAAGUGAAGCAAAAUAUAAGAGCAACAACUUAUAUCCUUCAAGAUAAUGAUGAAGGUAUUUACAAAGCUGGUGAAAAACGGUCUGAAACGUGGGGGGCAGCGGAAAUCCAGGAAGAUGAAGACACUCAGGUAGAGGUUCCAGUAGAUCAGAGGCCAGCAGAAACAGUAGAUGAGGAAGAAAAUGAAGAAGAGGGAAAUGAUGGAGACAUGAAUGGAGAUCAGGGAGAGGAAAUGGGGGAGGCCGCUAAUGGAAAUGUUCUCCAUAAUGAGAUAGAAGAAAAUGAAGAGAAAAUAAAUGAGAAUUAUGAAGAAGAGCAAGAAGAAGAGAAUCUUGGACAGCUGGAGGAAGAGGGGCCUUUCCGCUUAAAUGGUGAAACUAAUGAAGAAAAUGGUGAGGAAAUGGAGCAGUUUAAUGACCACAAUGAUCUUCAUCCUGAAGAAGAAACAAAAGCACCAGAGGACUUUGACAAUCAAAGCCAGAUUGACUCUCAUCUGGAAAAAGCAUCAAAUCCAAGAGUAACUAUCACCAGCCCACAAGAAAGUGAAAAAAAUGACCAAACCAAUGAGUAUGCUGCUGUAGCAUAGACUUUUUAAAAAGUAGAUUAGCAGAAAAUGAAGGAUUGUAAUAUUUGGCAUUUAAAGCAUGUUGUUAUCUGUGAUUGAUAAUUUAUAAUGUGAAGAUACAGUUGAGUACCACCUAUUGAGUCUUGAAAUGAUAAUGCCGUAUGGAUUGACAGAGAUAAUGAACAUCCUAUUAAAAGGAAGAUUGAAUUAUUUUCACAAUACGUGGCUUACUGAUGAGAUUUUAGGGGGGAAAUGUAAGGGUUUUUGUUUAGAAAUACUAUAAAUAAGUGAGCUAUUCCUUCUUUGGUAUCAGAUGAUAGUUCUAGAAUCAACCCCAUGUGUUAGUCUUCCAAUGUGCUCCAAAAAAGCAUUUGUUAGACAUCAGAGUUUUUUAGCAAUUUUGUUUAGAAAAGAAUAUUUUUGUGACUUCUAAUGUAUAAUGUAUAAUGUUUUUCUUAGAAUAAUAAACAGCUAGAAAUAUGAGGUAUA